This is a messenger RNA of Aspergillus caelatus, 1546 nucleotides long. RefSeq names its product TOR signaling pathway phosphatase SitA (gene sitA). Gene Ontology annotation, cellular component: cytoplasm. The transcript is spliced from 4 exons. Gene Ontology annotation, biological process: peptidyl-serine dephosphorylation; G1/S transition of mitotic cell cycle. Bases 158 to 1321 code for a protein of 387 amino acids. The record is from RefSeq and is a predicted model, not a curated record. Gene Ontology annotation, molecular function: protein serine/threonine phosphatase activity. Lineage: Eukaryota; Fungi; Ascomycota; Eurotiomycetes; Eurotiales; Aspergillaceae.
GCGACGUUCUAGAUAUUCGCCCCCCGUGCAAAUAGACGAUCCUUGCUCAAUAAUUCCUUUGCUCUCUUUUUGAUCGUCCUGUCCCUGACAUCUAUCCUCCUAUCGAAGUACCCCUCAAUUCCCCCCCCUUUACUCGGCGCUUUCGUCCACUUUCACUAUGGUCGAUAGUAAAGUCCCGCAGCCAGGACCGGCCAAAUUAAAGCGCAAUGCCGGUCCCGAUGAAUGGUUAGAGGCUGCGAAAGAUUGCAAGUAUCUCUCAGAGCAGCAUAUGAAACAACUGUGUGAGAUUGUGAAGGAGUACAUGAUGGAAGAAUCGAACGUACAACCGGUAUCGACGCCCGUCACAGUCUGCGGAGAUAUCCAUGGCCAAUUCUAUGAUCUACUGGAGCUGUUCCGCGUGUCGGGCGGCAUGCCAGACGAGUCUAUGGUCGAACCCCCGAAAACAUCACCGCCUGUGAUCACCUCAGCUGAUAUCGAGCCUCCCUCGGAAAUCACGGACCCCAAGCUGCGGAAAAAGUUGAGAAACUCUGGAUCUCAUUCGGAAGGCGGCGACGAAACAAGCUCACAGAGAGAACGCUCUUCAAGUGCCGGAACGAACGAGGUGACGCUGAACCGGAAUUUCGUCUUUUUGGGAGAUUAUGUCGACCGAGGAUACUUUAGUCUGGAGACUUUGACAUUAUUACUAUGCUUGAAGGCCAAGUAUCCGGAUCGAGUAACGCUGGUGCGCGGGAAUCACGAGUCCCGACAGAUCACGCAAGUCUACGGCUUCUACGAAGAGUGUUUUCAGAAGUACGGCAAUGCAUCGGUCUGGAAAGCCUGUUGUCAGGUCUUUGACUUCAUGACACUUGGGGCCAUCAUUGAUGGCAGGGUGCUCUGUGUACAUGGUGGCCUGAGCCCGGAAAUCAGGACCUUGGACCAAGUUCGUGUAGUGGCAAGAGCUCAAGAGAUUCCGCAUGAGGGUGCUUUCUGCGACCUGGUCUGGUCCGACCCCGAUGAUGUAGAGACAUGGGCAGUCAGCCCAAGAGGCGCUGGUUGGCUAUUUGGGGAUAAGGUAGCAGAUGAGUUCUGUCACGUCAAUGAUCUGACACUAAUCGCCCGUGCGCACCAAUUGGUGAAUGAGGGAUACAAGUACCACUUUGCGAACCAAAACGUGGUGACGGUGUGGAGUGCGCCUAACUACUGCUACCGAUGUGGCAACCUGGCAUCGGUCUGUGAGAUUGGUGAGGAUCUCAAACCGACAUUCAAGCUAUUUAGUGCGGUCAGCGAUGACCAACGGCAUGUGCCCACAUCGCGGCCAGGCCGUAGCGAGUACUUCCUGUAAAUUAUUGCAUGACUUGAUUUUCGUUUAACAGUUUUCUUUUUGGGCAUACGGAAGGGCAUACUGUGAUAUGGUGAAUAUUCGAUUCACACCCGGCGCUGGCGUUCGGAGAUACCGUUCAUGUGAUAUGCUCUGCAGAGAGUGACGGAUGAUAGGCACGUUAUAUAACGAUAUUAGAGCACAAUUAACGAUGGUCAUGCUUGGAAGCUAGGACGCAUAUUGGAUGUU